This is a messenger RNA of Poecile atricapillus (Black-capped chickadee), 2266 nucleotides long. Its product is annotated as SH3 and multiple ankyrin repeat domains protein 1-like. Gene Ontology annotation, molecular function: synaptic receptor adaptor activity; ionotropic glutamate receptor binding. Gene Ontology annotation, cellular component: postsynaptic density; postsynaptic membrane; dendritic spine. The record is from RefSeq and is a predicted model, not a curated record. NCBI's taxonomy places the organism in Eukaryota, Metazoa, Chordata, Aves, Passeriformes, Paridae.
UCGGAUGGGGCCGCAGGAGCCGGGUGAUUACAUCAUCAAGGAGAAGACGGUGCUGCUGCAGAAGAAGGACAGCGAGGGCUUCGGCUUCGUCCUGCGGGGGGCCAAGGCGCAGACCCCCAUCGAGGAGUUCACCCCCACCCCCGCAUUCCCCGCCCUGCAGUACCUGGAGUCCGUGGACGAGGGGGGCGUGGCCUGGAGAGCCGGACUGCGCAUGGGCGACUUCCUGAUCGAGGUGAACGGUCAGAACGUGGUGAAGGUGGGGCACCGGCAGGUGGUGAACAUGAUCCGCCAGGGCGGGAACAGCCUCGUGCUCAAGGUGGUGAUGGUGACGCGACACCCGGAACCCCCCGAGGGACCCCGGCGCAGGGCCGCCCCCCCCCAGCCGCGGCGCCUCCCCGCCCCCGCCAUCUCCCUGCGCUCCAAGUCCAUGACGUCAGAGCUGGAGGAGAUGGAAUUCCCUCAAAAUCCCCAACCCUCCUCGACCACCGAGAAGAAGAGGACGGUUUAUCAGAUGGCCCUCAAUAAACUGGACGAGAUUUUGGCGGCGGCGCAGCAGAGCAUCAGCGCGGGGGAGGGGCCGGGGGCGCCCCUGGGACCCCCCCUGGGCAAGGGGGGGCGCCCCAAAGGAUUCUUCGGAGCCGAGGGUCCCUUCGAGGCUCACCGGAUGGGGCCGGGGGGCUUCGAGCGCCCCUUCCUCCCCACGGGUCCCCCCCAUGGGCUGAUGCUGCGCCAGAAAUCCAUCGGUGCCCCCGAGGAGGACAAGCCCUACCUGGCCCCCCCCGCGGGGAAAUUCAGCCGCAGCCUCUCGGUGCCGGGCUCGGACGAGAUCCCCCCUCCCCCCACCACCUCCCCCCCGGAACCCCCUUACACCGCCCCUCCCCCACCCAGGGGCGACAAGAGCUCUAUCGCGAUACCCACGAUAGUGGUGAAGGCGCCCUCCACCAGCAGCUCCGGCCGCAGCAGCCGCGGCAGCAGCGUCGAGGCUGAGGCGGGGGUGGGGGUGGGGGGCAGCGCGGGGGGACCCCCGGAAGGGGGAGGGGGAGGAGGGGCGGGGGGAGGGGCGCAGGUGGGUGGGGGUCCCUCCGCCCCUCCCCCCCCCAGCGGGGGGGUGGGGGCGGGGCUGGAUUUCACCUCCCAGUUCGGGGCGGCGCUGGUGGGGGCGGCGCGGCGCGAGUGGGGGGCGGGGCGGCGCUCGGCGCUCUUCCUCAGCACCGAGGAGGAGGAGGAUGGCGGAGGGGAGGGGGGGGUCUCCGGGGGGGGUCCCCCCGCCCCCCGCUUGCGUCACUCCAAAAGCAUCGACGAGGGGAUGUUCGCGGCGGGGGGAGGGGCGGGGGGGGGAGACCCCUUCCCCGCCCCCACCCGCGGUUAUCGGGGGGCGGCGGGGGGGGGGAGGGAGGGGGCUCUGCCCCCCCCCGCCCCCUCGGUGGACGGCGACGAGGAGCUGCUGCUGGCCGAGCCCCUCCCCCCGCCGCUGGAAUUCGCCAACAGCUUCGAGACCCCUCCCCACCCCGGCCAGGGACCCCCGCCCCCGCCGCCGCCCCCUCCCCCGGGCGACUCGGCCGCCUCCAGCCUCACCUCGUACGACAGCGAGGUGGCCACGCUGACCCAGAGCGGCCCGGGGGGCGCCGCCCACGACCCCCGGCCCCGCGGAGGAGGAGGAGGAGGAGGGGUGGGGGUCUCCGGGGUGCUGUCGGGGGGGGCGGGACCCCCUCCCCCCGAGGGCGCCGAGGUGGUGACGGACUCCGGGAUCGAGGAGGUGGACAGCCGGAGCAGCAGCGACCACCCCCCCGAGGCGGCCGAGGGACCCCCCCCAGGACGGGCCCGAGAGGCGCCCCCGGGGGAGGGGGGCGCUGAGGGGGCGCCCCGAGUGGGAGGAGACCCCCCCGCCCCUCCCCCACCCCCUCCCCCACCCCCGCGGGGGGAUGGGCAGCGGGUGGAGCCGCGCCGGACACGACGGAGGAGGAGGAGGAGGGUUCGGGGGAAGGCACAGCCCCUCCCCCCCACCGCCGCCCUCUUCCCCCAUUGGCCGCCCCCUCCCAAACCCGGCGGGGUGGGCGUGGCCGUGGGGGGGGACCUGGACUUCGACGUGGCCGACUGGCUGGAGUCGCUGAACCUGGGCGAGCACCGCGCGCGCUUCCUGCACAACGAGAUCGACGGGACGCACCUGCCGGCGCUGACCAAGGAGGAUUACAUCGACCUGGGCGUCACCCGCGUCGGGCACCGCAUGAACAUCGACCGCGCCCUCCGCCUCUUCCUCGAGAGGUGA